UGUUUUGUUUGUUUUUUUGCAAGCUUUUUCUCCCACAUGCGCACUUAAACAUCUUUUGUGUUCCUGCAUCAGUUGUUUGUUUCCUCUUACCGCUACAGUCGUGCUUUUGUUUUGAAACGUGUUGAGUUAUUAAAUGUGAAGCUGACCCAGCUACACAUCAUCUUCUGAACAAUAUUAUUGUCACCAUGUACAAGUAAAACAAGCUCCAUCCCUCUGGAAAAGACAAGCAAGAAGGAAAAAAGGGAAGAAUAAUCCGGAGAAAGGACAUAAGUAAAUAUUUGGUGGAUGUUAAGAAGUUGACCUGCAUGACAAGAUCAGGACAUGUAUUUGAGGCAUCACUUCCAACAAGACAUCUCUGGAGGAGACCAUGAUUGCGGCGUCUGAUGACUCACAUUUGCAUCCACGGCUUCAGCGAGACGCAGCGUGAGGUCUUGUUGGCGAGGCCGGCUCCCUUCUCGUGUUUGUCACUCCCCCUCGCCGGCGACUCGCCCGCCACGCGGCGCACAGAAGACGCUUUGGUGCCAGGAAACUUUGGAAUAUCUUCGGAGGAAGGGGUUCUCUGCCUUGAUGGUCACAUGAUCGCUGCAGGCCACAUGCCGGUGAUGGAGGAGCUUGUCACUGACACCAACAGCGUGCCGAAGCGCGUGGCUCUGAUCUGCUUCCUGUCUCUGGUGAUGCUGAUGAGCAUCCUGGGAAACCUGCUGGUCAUGGUGGCCGUCUGCAAGGACAGACAACUCAGGAAAAUCAAGACCAACUACUUCAUCGUGUCUCUGGCCUUCGCCGACUUGCUGGUGUCGGUCCUGGUGAUGCCGUUCGGCGCCAUGGACCUGGUCCACCAGCACUGGAUCUACGGCGAGACCUUCUGCCUGGUCCGCACCUCCCUGGACGUCCUGCUGACCACGGCCUCCAUCAUGCACCUGUGCUGCAUCGCCCUGGACAGGUAUUACGCCAUCUGCUGCAAGCCUCUGGUGUAUAGCAACAAGAUGACGCCCAUGCGAGUGGCGCUGAUGAUCGGCGGCUGCUGGGUCAUUCCCGCCUUCAUCUCCUUCCUGCCCAUCAUGCAAGGAUGGAACACCAUCGGCAUCCACCACGUGAUCGAGCAGAGGCGCCACAUGGAGGGCAGCAACUCCACGUCGUGCGUCUUCAUGGUCAACAAGCCGUACGCGCUCACGUGCUCCGUGGUGGCCUUCUACAUCCCCCUGGUGCUCAUGGUGCUGGCCUACCAGAGGAUCUACAUCACGGCGCGAGCGCACGCCCUGCAGAUUAGCAUGCUGCAGCGGGCGGGGGGCGCCGGCACGCCGGCUACCUCGGACUCGGCCGACCACCAGCGCAACCACCGCAUGCGCACGGAAACCAAAGCGGCAAAGACGCUGUGUAUCAUUAUGGGAUGUUUCUGCCUCUGCUGGGCGCCCUUCUUCAUCACCAACGUGGUGGACCCCUUCAUCGACUACACCGUGCCCGAGAAGCUGUGGGCCGCCUGCCUGUGGCUGGGCUACAUCAACUCCAUGCUCAACCCCAUCCUCUACGCCUUCCUCAACAAGUCCUUCCGGCGUGCCUUCCUCAUCAUCCUUUGCUGCGGCAGAAAGAGGUACCGCCGACCUUCCAUCCUGGGCUCCGGCGCUCCCUGCACCGCCACGCAGAUCAACGGGUCCACGCAUGUCCUCAACUGCUCCUCUGCCUCCAAACUGCUGCUCUGGUUGUGCAACAGCAGGCCAGUUCAUGUCUAGAGUCUACAUGCAUGUCUACUUCACUCUCAAGUAUUCUGUGCUCCACAACGGGAACCAUGCGGCACAGAAGAAAACAAGACUGCACGCCGACGCCGAGUCCUGCUUGUGACUCCUGAUGACGGCCACGCCCUCGCUCCGGCGACCACACCCCAUCCACAGACGUCACGCACGCGUCUAGACAGCAAACUUGCCCGACAGGACCGUCGGCCAGGGCGGGCCGAGGGGACCCCCGCCACCGGAUCGGGUUCCGAGCGCGGCACGCCGAGACGAGACGCGGCGACUUCGGCGGGUCGGCUGCGCCUGAGAAUGUCGUCUGGAGGCGAGGACUCCGAGGAGAAGGUCCUCUUGGCGCCAGGGGAUGGACGCCAAAAAACUGGUCUGGGUCUCUUGGACUCAUCGUGUUCACAUCGAGAAGCUGCUCAGGAAUGUGUGUGUGUGUGUGUGUGUGUGUGUGUGUGUGUGUGUGUGUGUGUGUGUGUGUGUGUGUGUGUGUGUGUGUGUGUGUGUGUGUGUGUGUGUGUGUGUGUGUGUGUGUGUGUGUGUGUGUGUGUGUG
Messenger RNA from Nerophis lumbriciformis (worm pipefish), 2281 nucleotides. It is a transcript of the gene htr4, whose product is annotated as 5-hydroxytryptamine receptor 4. The record is from RefSeq and is a predicted model, not a curated record. Gene Ontology annotation, biological process: positive regulation of MAPK cascade; adenylate cyclase-activating adrenergic receptor signaling pathway; chemical synaptic transmission. NCBI's taxonomy places the organism in Eukaryota, Metazoa, Chordata, Actinopteri, Syngnathiformes, Syngnathidae. Gene Ontology annotation, cellular component: plasma membrane. Gene Ontology annotation, molecular function: G protein-coupled serotonin receptor activity.